Microsporum canis CBS 113480 is the source of this 852-nucleotide messenger RNA. RefSeq lists its product as hypothetical. The record is from RefSeq and is a predicted model, not a curated record. NCBI's taxonomy places the organism in Eukaryota, Fungi, Ascomycota, Eurotiomycetes, Onygenales, Arthrodermataceae. Gene Ontology annotation, biological process: mitotic sister chromatid segregation. Gene Ontology annotation, cellular component: kinetochore; MIS12/MIND type complex. The coding region runs from base 1 to 852 and encodes 283 amino acids. The transcript is spliced from 2 exons.
AUGCAGGAACCUCACCACCGGAAGAUCGAGCUCCAGUCAACUGCAGACCUCUCCUAUCUCUACACAAACGCGCUCACCGUGGCCCGCGAAAAGAUUGAUCUCCAUUUCCCUCCGUCCGCCAACGAUGACUCGGACCCUAUGAAAGAGCGUUUCAUAAACAAGACAUUCACCUCCGCCAUACCCUCUAUAAGCAUAAAUGGAAUCGACACCACGGCAUCUACAUCAACGAAGCAAAGCUCUGCCAAAGAUGAACAAGCGAUUAACCUUGAAUCGCUACUGACAGCUCGCGAAUCGAUUGAAUACGAACCGUUUGACACCGAUCUUGCAACGAGACUUACAUCUCUCUAUGCGCAGUUGGAAUCACUCACGACAACAGUCGCGCAGAUGAGACGGGAUGCACCGCUCAAGGCUGCAAAGGCAUACGAAGAUGCACUCAACAAUGCAUUAUUAAAUGAUGACGAAGACGAGGAUGAGGAUAUGCUAGAUUACGAAGGCUACGGUGACGAGAAUAAUGUUAAACAUAAUGACACGGACCAGGAACAAAGGCGGAAAGACGAGCAGAGAAAAGAUAUGGACCGAAUACAGAACCUACUUAGAAAGCAUCCUGAAUGGCUUCUUCAACCUCCUGAAGCAACAUCCCAGGAACAAGAGCGAUGGCGGGACGGAGAGAUGAGUGAUGUUUAUGCUCGGUCGCUAGAGACGUUGUUUAGAUUACAAGGGGAAGGGAGUGGGAUUGGAUAUGAAGAUGAAGAGGAGGACGGAAGCAGUUAUAGUGGCAGUGCUCCCCUGGCCAGGACGGUGGGCAAGGUAGAGAGAGCACGGCUUGCUACUGGAGUAGUGGAGAAGAUGUAA